UCCAGUCCCUUUUAAUUCCAAAAUCUCAGCUCUGGGGUCAGUGUUUUGGAUCCAAACUUCCAUCUUAUUUACAAAAAAAAAAUGGCUCGAGAAUCGAGAUCAUGCACCAAUCAUUGAAUCAAAUACUCGAAUACCAUUCUUGGUUAAAGAAAAGGAAAGGUUUCCUUUAGUUUCUUUGAUCAAUGAGCUUACCAGGGUUCUUCAGUAUCUGUAUGCUCCAAUCCAUAGUCGCUAUUACUUGUGGAGCUUUAAUGAUGUUUUACACUAAGGAAGUCACAGUUUUGGGUCACGGUCGUGAAAUAGCAAGCAAGCUGCAAGGUUCAACGCCUCAUGAUCAACUCUUGAUCCAAACCUCAGAAUCCUUUUCUGGGUUGCUUUUGUUCACUAUUGGUUUUGUGUUGUUCAUGGUGGCAUUCGUUAAAGAUGGAGAGUUCCAAAGCUUCUUUGCUAAAGGGUGUGUGUUAGUUCAUGUUUCUAUGGCUAUUUGGAGAGUUUGUUUUGAAGGAAAACUUCUGGGUUUUGGUCAUGAAUGGCUUAGACAAGCUCUUGGGGAUAUUGCUUUGGCACUUUCUUGGGUUUUCCUUCUGGUGUGUUCAUGGAGGGAAAAAUAUGAUUAGUUUGAUUGAAAAACAGAAUAAAUUGUAUGUUCAUAGUAGUGGGGAUUUCUGGAAGAAUUUCAAUCCAAACUGAUAAAAUCUGAAUCUAAAUUGCAAUAGCAUGUGUUUCUGGUUAGAUUUCAUGUAUAGCUACACUUUUUUAGUGGGUGAAAUUGAUCUUGGGCAAGGUUAAUCUAAUCUAACUUUUAUUUAUUUA
Gossypium raimondii (Peruvian cotton) is the source of this 813-nucleotide messenger RNA. RefSeq lists its product as uncharacterized. The coding region runs from base 183 to 617 and encodes 144 amino acids. The transcript has 2 exons. The record is from RefSeq and is a predicted model, not a curated record. NCBI's taxonomy places the organism in Eukaryota, Viridiplantae, Streptophyta, Magnoliopsida, Malvales, Malvaceae.